ACAGUAAAAGGUACUUUAAUUUUGUAAAUAUGAUUUGUAGCAUUUUCUAGCCUAUAGCAAUUCUGUAAAACCUUUAAAAUAAAAUGUGCCAUAUAAUGAGCAGCUUUCUGUUCAAAAGAUAAGAGACUCGUUGCACAGCCCCCAUACAUUCAAAGGGGUAAUUGCCUCAGAGCUGGAAGUCCUCAGUUGGUUUUGUUACUUUUAUGGCACCAAGGCGCGUUUGACGCAUUCUUUAGUAAGAUUCCCCUUCCCCCCUCCUUCCUUAGGUUCUUUUUACCACUGAAAUUAUCAAUACAUUACAAAUGGGUAAAGGAAAAGCGCAGACGUUUCCCCUUCAGCCUCAUGAAAGCCCGAGGAAAUUAGACAGGGAGAGAAAACAAACAAACAAACAUUACGACGAUAUCUGCUGAAUAACGAGAAGAAUAGUCUGGUAUUUUUGCCACAAUGAAACUUCGUGGCAGUUUAUCAAUGUAACAGUAAAUGUGUAUUAGCAUAUUACCUGAAUAUCAACGUGAUUUGCACAUUAGAAACGAGAGUAUACAAAAUAGGUAUGCGCGGAUAUUAGUAUGGUUCAACAUUAUAGCUGCAAUUAGUUCUGUGGACACAAUCUUGUAAUUUUUCAAGUGUUGUUAUUGUUUUUAAACUAUAACAUGCAUUUAGACGUAUUACAAUUUAUUACGCCCUGAAGGUAGAACUGCCCUGAUAAUUAGGAUUGCCAUAUUCAUAUUUAUUGGUAUAUUCAUUGUAGCUAUUUAUUCUUGACUGUUGUCUAUGUUAACGUCAGUUAUCAACUGCAAAUACGAGUCAUCCAGGUAACUCUUUGAAAUUAAAUGUUACUCGUUGUAAAAUCCAUGAAAUACUUUUAGAAUCACUUUCACAGUGCACGUGGACAGGCUUUGCAUUAACCCACUAAACAAACAAACUUAGUCAUAUACAUGUUCAAAAAGUCAUAAUUCUUUGUUCUUGUGUGUGUGAUUCUGCGUUUCUUUGUGUGUACGUGUGUGUUUACUUAAACAUUAUAAACUGAAACCACGGGGAUACGAAGCUACAAGCUCGAUAUUCCUACGGUGCGCAGCGAAUUCAAUUGGCUGAAAGUGGUCAGGUGACGCUGUCAUAUUGUCCUUCCAUGAGCCAAGCCUUGGCUAUAACACUUGGUUUGCGCGUCUUAACCGGAGACUGGAAAUUAAUAUUAUUGAAAUCCCUCUGAAGUUCAUUUGAAAGAGAGUUAGGAAAGCAGACAGGAGACGUGUGUAUAUGACAGAAGGAAACCGAGCCCAAAGCACAAAGAAAGUGUGAGAUUGAGGAAGGGGAAAUAAGAUAGGAGGGCGAGUUGAUGAGAGGGCGAUAGGGAAGGUAUGAAUUCGUAUUUCGCGAACCCGUCGCUCUCUUGCCAUUUAUCUGGUGGGCAAGAGGUUUUGCCCAACAUGCCACUGAACACGACCACAUAUGAUUCAGUCAGACAUUUUUCGUCUUAUGGCACCACGGUGACCCAAAACCGGAUUUAUGCGUCCCCUUUCUAUUCACCUCAAGAUAACGUUGUGUUUGGAUCAAGUCGAGGACCGUACGAGUAUGGAUCUAACAUGUUUCUCCAAGAUAAGGACGUGCUUCCCAGUUGCAGACAAACUAGUAUGGGACUCAAUGCGCAGAGCCACGUUGCCCAGGAGUACAACCUGGAACAAGCUCGUGCAGGAUCACAGGAACAGAAAGGGAACAACAUUCAGAUCUACCCGUGGAUGCAGCGUAUGAACUCGCACAGCGGAGUUGGGUACGGGUCAGACAGAAGAAGAGGUCGCCAGAUUUACUCCAGAUACCAAACCCUGGAACUGGAAAAGGAAUUUCACUUCAAUCGGUAUCUAACCAGGCGCAGACGUAUCGAGAUCGCCAACGCUUUGUGCCUAACCGAGCGUCAAAUCAAAAUCUGGUUCCAAAACCGGCGCAUGAAAUGGAAGAAAGAGACCAAUCUAACUUCUACUGUACCGGGGACCGAAUCAUCGGGCGCUUCUCAGGAGACCGAGAAAGAGACCGAGGAGGAGACAGAAGAGGCUAAAAAGAAAGAUUAGGAAAUCUUGUUUUGAAACGCCUGUUAACUGCAACGUAACUACCUAAACUUUGAGAAUUGCAAAUAUUAAUGCAUGGACCGUAUACUCUGCUAUUUCUUUGACUGCCCCCACCUCCUCAAACCUGCAACCACACACACUAUUAUUACCACCACCACGCCACUGACAUUUACACACGUAGAAACAAAAGGAGAGUUUGAGAGGAAGAGAGAAACGCACGUUAUGCACCAUUAUGCAAUUCACAACUCUUUGUAUUGAAAAUAACUUUUUUUGGCUGCGUGGUUAAAUGCCACAGAUUAUCUGUUUGUGUGGUUGACAGCUGUAGUAUUAUCAUGUUGCAAUAGGCUAUUAGAAAUUACUCUGAUUAAAAUGUAUUCUAGCUAAUUUGAUAAGCAGGCUACGUUUUCCCAACUAUACAGCCUCCAAAGAGAGUAUCCUAAGCAUUCCAAAUGUCAAAGUAACUUCUUAAAUGCACAUUCAGUGUUUUUGUCCACGCGUAUUUGUACAACGAUGCAAGCACUGACGGGAUGAAUUAUACUACCUAAAUCCUUGUUACAUUGUAUUUUAAUUUUUCUUCUCAGUAUUGCCUUUGCCCCGUCAGUGUUCUGAUAUUCAAAAUGCCACUGUACAUCAUAAUUGUAGCUGGUAUGCAUAUAAACUUGUCUUAAAAUGAAAAUCAAACCCAUAUGAAAAUAAACGUAUACCUUGGUACGCAAUUAUAUUGUUUGUGUAAACUGUGUAUUAUUUAAUAAAACUCUUGAAAACUAAAA
Messenger RNA from Misgurnus anguillicaudatus (oriental weatherfish), 2827 nucleotides. It is a transcript of the gene hoxc6a, whose product is annotated as homeobox C6a. Gene Ontology annotation, biological process: anterior/posterior pattern specification; regulation of transcription by RNA polymerase II. Lineage: Eukaryota; Metazoa; Chordata; Actinopteri; Cypriniformes; Cobitidae. The record is from RefSeq and is a predicted model, not a curated record. Gene Ontology annotation, molecular function: RNA polymerase II cis-regulatory region sequence-specific DNA binding; DNA-binding transcription factor activity, RNA polymerase II-specific. Gene Ontology annotation, cellular component: nucleus.